CCGAAGACGCGUUGCUAUUAAGCUGCAGACCAUCUCCCCAGAAACCCAAUCCACCUCCAUCAUCAACCUUUACUAUGGCUGAUAAUCUUACUGACGACGAACCGCCGACCAUUGAUCCUUAUGAGGUCCUCGGUCUUGAGAGGUCAGCAACUGCCGACCAGGUUAAGUCGGUAUAUCGCAAGCUCGCAUUGAGGACCCAUCCAGACAAAGUUCAAGAAGGCGAAAAGGAGGAGGCGCAUAAGAAGUUCCAGUCUGUUGCCUUCGCAUACGCUGUGCUGUCCGACGCAGCCCGCAGAAAGCGAUACGAUGAGACAGGCUCGACUUCGGAAUCGAUUGUCGACUCUGACGGCUUUAGCUGGUCUGAUUACUACCGAGAACAAUUCCGCGAUGCUAUCUCGGACGAUGCUAUCAACAAGUUUGCCGCGAAGUACAAAGGCUCGGACGAAGAGAAGGACGACCUGCUCGUCGCAUACGAAACUCACAAGGGAAACAUGGACAUGAUCUACGAGACGGUCAUGCUCAGCAACGUUCUGGAAGAUGAUGAACGUUUCAGACAAAUCAUAGAUGAAGCCAUCGCUCAAAAUGAUGUCACCGCAUUCAAAGCCUACACCAAGGAAAGCAAGAAGUCGAAGGAGGCCCGAGUCAAGGCGGCUCGAGGUGAAGCGAACGAGGCAGAGGAGUACGCUAAGGAGCUUGGGGUACAUGAGAAGUUGUUUGGCGGCAAGAAGUCGAAGGCGAGCAAGAAAGGAUCAUCCGAAGACGAUCUUGCUGCGCUGAUCCGACGCAACCAAGGGGGUCGAAGCAAUUUCCUCGAUCAGAUUGCUGCUAAAUACUCCGAACCCUCAAAGGCAAAGAAGGGCAAGAAACGAUCCAUCGAGGAAGACAUGCCGUCGGAGGAUGCCUUUCAAGCUGCGGCGGCGAGACUAAAGAAGAAGAGCGAUGCAGAGGAGAGCGCACCGGGCAAACCUAGUCGCGCGAAGAAAGCAAAGAAGUGAUCGUUUCCAGGUUUUCUGUGUAGUACGGCGUAUUUGGAGUUCAUGAUCAGGCUGACAAGGGAAUGGAAGCAACUUGGGGGGUUUGCAUUAGGUUUGAUUGACUUUCGUACUCGCGGGCUGCCUACCGCAGGUUCUUGAGCUCCCUCUUGAUAUAUUCGCAUAGAAGUGAAGAACAAAAUCAAUAUCUUUCAUUCGUACCUCCCUGCCGUAAUAAUUAUUUACCCCUAAGCAAGUAAAAUCAUCGUCUACAGGACUGUUCAAGGUGUGACAAUCACCUGGUCGACAGCUGACGCGG
Molecule: messenger RNA, 1290 nt
Organism: Pseudomassariella vexata
Lineage: Eukaryota; Fungi; Ascomycota; Sordariomycetes; Amphisphaeriales; Pseudomassariaceae
Product: DnaJ domain-containing protein
Exons: 2
Coding region: 75-995 (306 amino acids)
Cellular component (GO): cytoplasm; nucleus
Molecular function (GO): heat shock protein binding
Source: RefSeq, a predicted model, not a curated record